AUGUUCUCCAAUGCCCAGGUUGGCAACGAAUUCCUAAGAGGAGUGUCAGGGGGAGAGAAAAAAAGAAUCAACAUAGGCAUGGAGCUCAUCAUCUCCCCUGCAGUGCUAUUUUUAGAUGAGCCCACAACAGGACUUGAUGCCAACACAGCGAACACAGUCAUGAAGCUUUUGAAAAGGUUUGCAAGUGUGUCAGAUCAGUGGUCCUCAAAUUAAAAUAAGCAUAUAAAUAAAGCCGUGGCAGAAGGUGCAUGUUAGGGCGAAAAAAAAAUAAAUCUUAAUGCAUUGACAUAUUAUAAAAUGAAUUAUUUAACUUUAAAUACGUAGGCACAGUCCACAUCACAUAUUGAAAACAUUUUUCGGUGAAAGACAACAUACUAAAAUAGUUUGGAGACCACUGUUUCAGAUCAUAGUUUUACACAAGUUGUAGGUGUAAGAUGCCACAAUAAAAUAGUUUGGUGACCACUGUUCCAGAUAAAGGAUAAAGCAAAUGCCGAUGUCUCUGGAUUUUGAAGCAAACUAUAUAAUAAUAUUGCACCAUUUCAUUUUUUAAAAUAGUUCCGUUCAGGGCUACAUGUUAACAUUUGAUAAUGUUAAAGUCUCAGACGGAACAAUAUUUAGUUUGUUUUGAUUGAAAACCGUAUCGAGGACUCUAAGUAUCAUUGUCUCGGGGUACAUUUCUAUGCUCCCAAUUUUCUGUAUUACUUAUUCACCAGUUAUUCUUUAACUGUGACUUUCUUUCAGACUGUCUCGCAGAGGAAGGACCAUCAUUUUCUCCAUCCACCAACCCCGUUAUUCCAUCUAUCGUCUGUUUGAUAGUUUGAUGCUCUUAUCUCAAGGUCACACCGUGUAUCACGGACCGUCGGAGGAAGCUUUGGCGUUCUUC
Messenger RNA from Lymnaea stagnalis (great pond snail), 883 nucleotides. Lineage: Eukaryota; Metazoa; Mollusca; Gastropoda; Lymnaeidae. The record is from the annotation of a GenBank genome assembly.